Lindgomyces ingoldianus is the source of this 1888-nucleotide messenger RNA. Its product is annotated as alcohol oxidase. The record is from RefSeq and is a predicted model, not a curated record. Gene Ontology annotation, molecular function: flavin adenine dinucleotide binding; oxidoreductase activity, acting on CH-OH group of donors. The transcript is spliced from 5 exons. Lineage: Eukaryota; Fungi; Ascomycota; Dothideomycetes; Pleosporales; Lindgomycetaceae. The coding region runs from base 32 to 1888 and encodes 618 amino acids. Gene Ontology annotation, biological process: secondary metabolite biosynthetic process.
AAUCAAACCAUUGAUCUGAAGGUUAGUGGUCAUGACAAGAUCUGAGAUCAAUCUUCUUGUGCUACUAUCUUCCAUUGUCGCAAUCGCUGCCUUCGCUACUACAUUCACUCCGCCUCUAGCAUCCAGGACACCAUACCAAUAUGUAGCAUUCCCUUCAAACCGCACGUUCGACUACGUCAUAAUUGGCGCCGGUCUCGCUGGGUUGACUGUUGCAGCCCGUCUGGCUGAAACCCCAGGCAUCACAGUCGGCGUCAUUGAAGCAGGUGACUUCUACGAAAAUGUUAACGGCAACAAGUCUCGUGUCCCCGGAUAUGGCGGGUCAGCCUCCGCUCCUGGCGUCGAUUGGGCGAUACCACCGACGCCGCAGCCUCAACUCAACCGAAGCAACGUGACCAAUUACCGCCAGGGCAAGUGCGUCGGUGGCAGUACAACUACAAACCUCAUGGCUUAUCAUCGAAGUACAAAGGGUGCGUACGAUCUCUGGGCAUCUCUUGUUGGAGACACCGGGUACACGUUUUCCAACUUUCUCCCGUGGAUGAGGAAGAGCGUGCACUUCACACCAGCGAAUUCUGCUCUGCGAGCAAAGAAUGCAAGUGUGCCGGCUGCGAAAGCAGAGUCAUACGAUAGGAAUGGCGGUCCAUUUCAGGUUACAUUCGCGAAUUGGGCGAAUCCAGUGUCUUCCUACGCAGAACUUGGUUGGAAGGCGCUCGGUCUUUUUCCGCUACAGGAUUUAACCAGCGGGACAUUAAUCGGGAAUCAGUAUUCUCCAAUGGCCUUGAAGGCGAGUGAUCAGUCAAGGAGCACAUCGGCGUCUUCAUUCCUCCAGUAUGCAGUCAGCAGUGGCAGAAAUAACUUGUUCAUCUUCACGAACAGUAUGGCGAGGCGCAUCACAUUCGACAACAACAAAAGAGCUCACUCUAUAAUUGCCCAGUCUAAUGGACUCAUCUUCGAGUUGAAAGCAAAGCAAGAGGUGGUGCUUUCAGCAGGUGUAAUACACUCACCGCAGAUUCUUCUGCUCUCUGGAAUAGGGCCCUCUGAGACGCUGAAUAAGUUUAACAUACCCGUUGUAAAGGAUCUUCCAGGAGUGGGCAAGAACUUACACGACCAUCCUAUCUUUCAAUUCGUAUACCAAGCCAAUGCCGUGACUGGAUCUUCUCUCUUUGAUCCCGCUUUUGCUGAUGCAGCUGCCAAAGAGUAUGACAAGACACACACGGGUAUCUUGACGCACAAUAUGGCGGAUCACUUUGCCUGGGGUAAGAUUCCUCUGAACCAGCUCAGCUCUCAGGCAAAAAGCGAUCUCGCCAGUCUACCUGCAGAUUGGCCACACUAUGAGGUCGUUGUCGCAGACGUUGGCUUCGGACCAGGCAACUAUGCCGAAGGAGUCGCUAUGUUACAAGCCGUCACGUCGCGCGGCAUAGUGUCAAUAUCUAGCACCAGUAUCGAUGACCCUCCGCUCUUAGACGUCAAAACUCUAUCCACAGCCACGGACCUAGAAGUCGCAAUAGGAACCUUCAAAACAAUGCGACAGUUCUUCAACACUACUUCUUUGAGAAAGAUUACGGGGGCGGAGGUUAUUCCUGGGCCAGAUGUGGUGACGGAUGAGCAAAUUCACGACUGGCUACUUCUAAGAAUAAAUCCUGGGUCCCAUGGGUGCUGUACUUCGUCCAUGGGAAAGUUAGGAGAUAUGAAUGCCGUUGUUGAUACAACCGCGAGAGUAAUGGGUGUGAAGAACUUGAGGGUGGUUGAUGCAUCGGCCUUGCCGCUGCUGCCACCAGCACAUCCGGUGUCCACACUGUAUGGGUUUGCAGAGAAGAUUGCAGAUGAUAUCAAGAAGAGCUACGUACCCUGGUGGAGUCUAAUUAGAAUUGCCGAACUCUUCCGAGGCUAA